CAGACACGACAGGGUCUUGCACCGACUCCUCUCAGCCAUUCACUCCUUUCUUUUUCGCCACCUUAGCUGACACGCAAUUGGGCGCCAUCGACAACAACACAAGCUGGGAGGAAGAAAAAGUUCUCUGUCGCAUGGCGGUGCAAAAACUCAAUAAUUUGACCCCACGGCCCCAGUUCGCCAUCGUCUGCGGUGACCUCGUUCACCACUUCCCUCGCAUGUACCCCCACACGGACCCUGCCAUUCGAG
Messenger RNA from Nannochloropsis gaditana CCMP526, 246 nucleotides. RefSeq names its product calcineurin-like phosphoesterase domain-containing 1-like protein. The transcript has a single exon. The annotation marks the transcript as partial. The record is from RefSeq and is a predicted model, not a curated record.